UGUGUCGAACUUUUACUACAUAUGCAGGCAAACAAAGAAGAGGAUGACAAAAUGCGGGCAACAGCUGCAAAUGUUGCUGCGCGAGCUGCUGUUGGAGGAGAUGAUAUGCUGUCAAAAUGGCAACUAAUGGCUGAGCAAGCUCGGCAAAAACGUGAAGGAGGAAUUGAUGCUGCUUCUGGUUCUCAGUUGGGUGAUAUGAGCCACAAGCAUUUAUCAUCCUCUGGAAAAAAUGCAAGGGAAAAUCAAGAAGCAGAGAAAAUGGGCCAGCCAAGUGCUGCUGUGUCAUCUGGGUUAAGUAGACAAUUCGUAAGGAAUCAAGUUGUGGUUCCUCAAACUGAAGUUGCUCGCUCCAUCUCUGUUAAGGAUGUGAUUGCUGUCCUUGAAAGGGAGCCCCAGAUGUCAAAAACUACACUAAUAUAUCGCUUGUACCAAAAAACACAUGCUCAUGCUGUAGCUUAAGAAUCUUUGGGUUCAUCAUGUUGCCAGUGAGAUCUUCAGCUCAAGUACAUUGCAAGGUUUGCAAAAAUGUAACACCGAGCAGGUUUUACCAAGGGCGCACUUAAUUUUGAUGGUUCUUCUUGUUAUUCUGGUCCUCUUAAGUCAUGUGCAGUUCGGAGUGCUAGUAAGGAAGGUUGCUGUUUUUAGCUUGUAACGCUAAUGCAACUGGCUUCUCUGUUAUAAUUGCAACAUUGUCUUUUGUUUA
This is a messenger RNA of Camellia sinensis, 703 nucleotides long. The record is from RefSeq and is a predicted model, not a curated record. NCBI's taxonomy places the organism in Eukaryota, Viridiplantae, Streptophyta, Magnoliopsida, Ericales, Theaceae.